Molecule: messenger RNA, 734 nt
Organism: Lecanosticta acicola
Lineage: Eukaryota; Fungi; Ascomycota; Dothideomycetes; Mycosphaerellales; Mycosphaerellaceae
Source: the annotation of a GenBank genome assembly
AUGGAUCAGAUCAAGAAGGUAGACCGCUUCCUCGCCCUGCCCCUCUAUCGCUAUUGAAACAUCACAACCACUCAAAGCCCAAUUUCAUCCGACUGCUUGCCCUAUAACACUACAAUGGCCCUCAACUACGAAAUACAUGCAGUCGGAUCUUUACUGACAACACCUCUCUUUCCAGCGCAUGAAUGCCCUCCGCAUCGAAGCCGAUGAGUCUGCUGGCAAGGUCGAGGAACUGUCGGCCAAGGUGAAAUCGCUCGAGCAAGAGAACCUGCAGAAGGAGCAAGAGAUCACAUCGCUCCAACACAAGAACAGCGUGCUCGAGCAAGAAGUUGAGAAGCUGGAGAAAUUGCACGGCGACGCCAAGGCAGCGGCCGAUGAGAGCGCACAGCACGGCACUCAGAACGAUGCGCUCCAGAGAAAGCUCCAACUGCUCGAGGAGGAGGCCGAGGAGAACGACAAGAACUUGAGGGAGACAAACGAGAAGUGAGUUGACUGGACACCUACAUUACCCCUGAAUGGACCCAUCGGUGAGAUUUGGAGAGACAGAGAGCUGACGUGUCCCCUUCCUACCUAGGCUCCGUCAAACCGAUGUCAAGGCCGGUCACUACGAGCGCAAAGUGCAGGCUCUCGAGGCCACGCGCGACCAGUGGGAGACCAAAUACGAAGAGAUGGCCAAGAAAUACGCCGACACCAAGAAGGAGCUGGACGACUUUGUCGCCGAGAUUGGUAACAUCUAA